Molecule: messenger RNA, 645 nt
Organism: Colletotrichum higginsianum IMI 349063
Lineage: Eukaryota; Fungi; Ascomycota; Sordariomycetes; Glomerellales; Glomerellaceae
Product: Acetyltransferase
Exons: 2
Coding region: 1-645 (214 amino acids)
Molecular function (GO): acyltransferase activity, transferring groups other than amino-acyl groups
Source: RefSeq, a predicted model, not a curated record
AUGACGGCCCCCAGCGACCUGAUUCUUGAACCAGUGACCCUUGAAGACGUCGCCGCCCUAACAGAGGUCUGGUUCGCUGCCUUCGCGCACGACCCAGCAAUCAACCGCCUCUGGCCCGACACGCCUCUCGUACGGGCGUGGUGGGACGGCGCCAACCGCAGUGACAUUGUCGCCAAGCCGUUCCAGCGGUUCGUCAAAGUUGUCGACCCGAACAUCGCGGACGCCCGCGGGAGAGCGAGGAUAGCUGCCUGGGCCAAGUGGGACACCUCCAUGCCCGGGCAGAGGGGGCGUCGUUAUCCUCCUUGGUGCGAGGACAUGCCGGGGGAGGUCUGCGAUGCUUUUAUAGAGAGCGAAGAGAGGGAAAGGGGACGGUUGAUGGGGGAGGAGAACCAUUAUUAUUUGGACACGUUGGUGACGCACCCGGAUUAUCAGCGACGAGGUGCCGGGUCGAUGCUAUUGAAAUGGGGGUGUGAGCUUGCAGAUGAAAACGGGAUUGGAGCCUACGUCGACUCUAGCAAGGCCGGCAGGGGGCUCUACGAAAGGUUUGGGUUCGUGGAUAUGAGCGAAGGUGAUGCAGGCGAGGUUGCGUCGAUGGUGAGGCGACGGCGUUCCCAAGACUCCUGUUGUCUACCAGCCAAGUGUUAG